CGAGAAUGAGAUCCUUGCUGAGGUCGCCUCGCCUUCCCAGAGCAUCAUUCUAAGACGUUUGUUCCUCGAGAUUGUCAUUGUCUCCCCCACUCUCGUCUCGAUCCCCCCAUCUUGCUUUGCAAGUAGACUGACUCCAGAACACCUCCAGUCUUGUUCUCACAAAACCUGCAAUUAGUGCCGUCGUUCAUGUCAGCAUUUCCCGACGUUGAAGUGGCUCUGAUCUAUUAUUCGGUCCCGUUACAAUUCGUGACUUGUCUACAGUCCACCUGAGGAAGCCAAGACUGUAAUGGGGGUGACGUUCGCGGACUUAGGAGUGUCGUUCGGCAUCAACUUGGGGGUUUCGCUGGUCGUUCUAUUUCUGUACUCGGUUUUCUCGCAACAGCCGCUGAAUGCGCGCGUUUACUACACGAAAUGGUUCUGCCUAGACGACAAGGGGGCGACGGAGAAGCACGAGCAGGCGGAGGUGGAGGGGCACACGGUGAAGAAGCGGCGGUGGAUCGAGUGCUCCUUGCGGAACUACGCCGACACCUUCGACUGGAUCAAGGAGGCGCUCGCCAUGCCCGAGCGAGAGCUCAUCAAGCACGCGGGGCUCGACAGCGUCGUCUUCCUCCACGCGCUCAAACUCGGAUUCAAGAUCUUCGUGCCGAUCCUGCUGCUGGCGGCGGCCGUGCUGUUCCCCAUCAACUUCACGGGCGGGUCGCUGGAGGCGCAGGCGGCGUACGCGCAGCAGCAGGUGGACGCGGGCAACGCCAAGGCGAAGCUCUUCGACUUCUCGGAAAUCGACAAGCUCUCCAUUGCUAAUGUGCCCGAUGCGUCGCCCAGCCUGUGGGCGCAUGUGGUGAUGGCGUGGGUAUUCAACAUGUGGGCGCUGUACAUGAUGCGAGAGACUUUCAAGCACAUCGCCCACAUGCGUCUGGACUUCCUCGCGGACCAGCAGAGGGCGCCCAACCAGUUCACUGUGUUGGUGCGGCAGGUGCCAUCAGACCCCAUCAAGUCCAUCCCAGAGACGGUGGAUCACUUCUUCUCAGUCAACCACUCGGACCACUACCUGCUCACUCAGCCCGUGUACAAUGCCAACAAGCUGUCGUCGCUGGAAACGAAGAGGGAGUGGCUGGGGAACAAGCUCAUUGAGAUGGAGAUCAAACUUGAGAAGAAGGGCGUCCGCCCCAUGCACAAGGAUGGAUUUCUGGGGAUGAUGGGCACGCGGGUGGACUCCAUACAGUACUACGAGCAGAAGAUAGAGGAGAUUAAGAAGGAGAUCCUGCAAGAGCGUGAGAAGGUGGUGAACGACAGCACCUCGGUCAUGCCGGCCGCGUUUGUCUCGUUCCGCACGCGGUGGGGCGCAGCGGUCGCAGCGCAGACCCUGCAGUCCAAGGACAGCUCGCAGUGGAUCACAGUGUGGGCGCCGGAGCAACGGGAUGUCAAGUGGGAGAACCUGCCGAUGCCGUACGUGAGCCUCAUGCUGCGGCGCAUCAUGGUGGCGGGGAUCGUGCUGGCCAUCAUUCUGGGGUACACCUUCCCCGUCAGCUUCGUGCAGUCGCUGGCCAAUAUUGACCAGCUCGCCAAAGUGGCGCCGUUCCUCGAGCCCAUUCUGAACGUCCCCUUUAUUAACGCGUUCGUUAAGAGCAUUCUCUCUGGUAUCGCACUCAAGAUCUUCCUGGCGAUCCUGCCCGCGCUGCUGACGUUCCUGUCGACAGCAGAGGGGUACACGGCGAAGGCGGGCAUCGACCUGGCGGCCACGGGCAAGUACUUCUACUUCAUCAUCUGCACCGUCUUCUUCUCCAACGUCCUCGGAGGCGUGCUCAUCGACCAGGCCAAAACGCUCUCCCAAAACCCCUCCGCCGUCCCCCAGAUCCUGGGCGACCGCAUCCCCACCAAGGCCACGUUCUUCAUGACCUACACCAUGCUGGACGGCUGGACCGGCAUGGCCAUGGAGGUGCUGCAGCUGGUGCCGCUUGUCAUGUUCCACAUCAAGAAUAAUCUGCUGGUGCGGACCCCAGCAGACCGCAUCAAGGUCAUGAACCCCUCGCCACUCACGCUCAUUGAAACUCUGUACCAGGUGGAGCUCUACUUCCUGCUGCCCUUUGUGUACUGCGUGUCGAACCCGCUCUACCUGAUCUUCGCUGUUGUUUUCUUCGUCCUCGCCUUCAUCGGCUACCGCAACCAGAUGAUCAACGUGUACAAUGCGGAGUACGAGACAGCGGGCGCGUACUGGCCGCACUUCCAUGCGCGCCUCAUCGCCUCCAUGAUCAUCCAGCACCUCACGCUCAUUGGGGUGCUCGCACUCAAAGAAGCCUCGACGCAGGUGUGGUUCCUCAUCCCCCUGCCCAUCGUGACCAUCGCAUUCCACUAUGUGUUCAUCGACGGACCCUUCAACUCGAACUUCUCCAAAUACGCCCUCGAGGAGGCGAACCGUAAGGACACCAUCGACCGCACCAUCAGCCCGGACCUGGACCCGUCGUCCUUCCUGGCGCGGGCCUACCUGCACCCGUCGCUGCAGUCGGCGUUCCAGCUGAUGGACGAGGAGCAGCACGGGGAGGGCGGGGAGGACAGCAGAGGGGGUAAAGGGGACGACAAGGGUGGGCCGGGGGGCAAGGACGGGGAGACGGGGUCAGGAGGGGAGUCGGACGAGGGGAAGGAGAAGAGAAAGGAUGCUGCUAGCCCUGGUAUCUCAGGGGAAGGAGGGAAGGGCAGGGAGAAGGACAGCAGCAGGGGGGGGAGGAGGAGUGGGGAGAUGGAGAGGAGAGAGAGGGAGUCGCCGCAGGUGAAGUUGGUGGCAGUGAAGCGGCAUCCGCGCAGUGCACAGGCGUCACCAGCACCGGAACAACCGGCGGUAACUGCGUUACGCGCUUCGAGCCCCCUGCCAGCAGGUGCUGCGGAUAGAGCGGCGAGAGGGAUGUCCCCUGUAGGGCACCCCGAGCCGUACCCUAGAGCGGACAGCACGGACGAGCUGGCGUUUGAAGAUGCACCUGACUUCUCACCUGGGCUUUCACCUGAGGCUGAGUUUCGGUUGUCAGGGGGGGCGGCAGUGGGGGGAGGGCCAGUGAGAGUGCCGUCUCCUGCAACGGCUGGGACGCAGCCGCUGCUGCAGGGGAGAGGAUACGGGCCUGACGAUGGGGCGAGUGGGAACUUCAGACUAUGAUCAAAGGCGGCAAGAGGACACUGCAGAAGCUGUGCCAAAUAAGGCUUACAGAGCGAGGCAAGGCCUUCAUCCACACGAUACUUAAGCACGAGCGGCACGUGUUGAUAUACCAAGUUUACCAACGGAGCCAAGAGAGCUGCACAAGUUGUAUGGUGGCAUGUCGUGGCAGUGGAAGUACAGUAGUCUGAUCAUUAAGCCAACCUAUUAAUUCAUCUAGAGAAAUACAGACUAAAGAGGGCAUAUACGGUAGGUAAAAUCUACACGGUAUGGUAGGUAGUUCCUUGUAGUCAAUUUUAGUUGACAAAAGAGCCUCCCCUACCAGAAGGUAGACCAUGUCAGGCAGGGCUCCCGUCUGAUCAUCAGACGCCCGAUCUUUCAGUUUCUGAAUAAUCAGAGGUUUUAUAGUAGAGUUUCUAGGAAUCAGAAGUUUCAGCCUUGCAUUUCUAAGUAUUUCA
Messenger RNA from Closterium sp. NIES-67, 3597 nucleotides. Lineage: Eukaryota; Viridiplantae; Streptophyta; Zygnematophyceae; Desmidiales; Closteriaceae. The record is from the annotation of a GenBank genome assembly.